UCAGAGCCGCUAACCUUCAGCUAUCUUAUAGCCACUUAAGGACCAUCGUAAAUAGCGAGGUUCUCGUUCUCACCGCCAGAGCCGAGGAACAGAUGUAGGCCAGUUGGCGACCCAGUGAGAACCAUGCAUCUGAAUCGAGCGUCAACUGUUUUCGCCAUUGUGCUACUGUGCUACCACGUCGCCAUCGCCCUCAAAGCCUCCGAUCUGUUCAAAAUAUGCAACCGAAACGACCCUCAACUCAACGACUGCAUCAAGGGGACACUUGAAGAACUACGCUUCACGCUGAAAUCAGGAAUCUCGCAGCUCAGCGUGCCUUCGGUCGACCCGAUGGUGAUCCCCAAAGUGAGAGUCUUCCAGGGCUCGGGUCCCGUUUCCAUCGACUCGACGUUCACAAAUCUGCACGUGGAGGGAAUCACGAAUUUCGAGAUCACGAAAGUGGCUGCCGAUAUAGACAAGUAUCGGCUGGACUUCGAGGUGGCGAUCCCGUAUCUGCACACGCACGGUGACUACAAAAUCGACGGCAGAGUGCUCGUGCUGCCAAUCAGCGGUAGCGGCGACAGUUGGAGUAACUACACUGACGUUACAGGCACCGCUUCGUUGAUUGGUCAUAAAGAAACGCGUGACGGUCAGGACUACAUGAAACUGGACGAAUUCAAGUUUCACAUUGAAGUAGGACACGCGUCGAUACACAUGAACAAACUGUUCAACGGGAACAAGUUGCUCGGUGACGCCAUGAACAACUUCAUGAGCAGAAACUGGGAGGUCGUGUUCCAGGAGCUGAAGCCGGUGGUGGACGAGGCCAUCAGCGCCAUCUUCACUGACGCCGCCAGCAAAGUGUUCAACCGCUUUCCGUUCGCGGAACUGUUUCCAAGCAGCUGAACGAGGUGCUGUGGGAUGCUGGAGCCAGUCCCAGAUUAAUGGCCGCUUACCAACUGACAAAAGAAGUCGAGACUUUCGCUUAAACUUCAGCCACAAGAAUUUGUAUCUAUGUUACAGAACGUAAUCAAUAAAUAUUUCAGCACGCAAUGAGAAUAAUGCA
Zootermopsis nevadensis is the source of this 1039-nucleotide messenger RNA. RefSeq names its product protein takeout. Gene Ontology annotation, biological process: multicellular organismal reproductive process. Lineage: Eukaryota; Metazoa; Arthropoda; Insecta; Blattodea; Termopsidae. The record is from RefSeq and is a predicted model, not a curated record.